AUGAGACUAAUAUAGUUUUUGGGAGGAAUUAAAAAAUGGAUCCAGCAACAUUCUAGUAAUUAUCUCUCUAUCUUCUAGGUAGCAAUAAGAGUCAGACCUCUGAAUUAGAAGGAAAGAAGUGUUUCAGAGUUUGAAACCAUUCGAAUACUCGAUGGCAAGAUGAUAGUGUUGAUGGAUCCAGAAUCAGAAAGAGAAGAUGAAUUAUUAAGGAAAAAUAGGUUGAAGGAAACUAAUUUUGCAUUUGAUUUUGUUUUUGAUCAAUGGGCUCCUCAAUAAAAGAUCUACGAAAACACCACCGAGUUUUUAUUGGAGGGAGUAUUGGAAGGAUUCAAUACCACUGUAUUUUGCUAUGGUGCAACAGGUUCUGGCAAGACAUUUACAAUGAUAGGAACCCAAUAAGAAGUAGGUUUAAUGCCAAGAGCUUUGCAGUCCCUUUUUAAUUUUUCACAAUCUGACAGAUUCAAAGAGACCUAAUUUAAGGUCUCCUACGUCGAAAUCUAUAAUGAGAACAUACGAGAUUUGCUGACAUCAGAAGACAAAAAUUUAGAAAUCAGAGAAGACAAAAAUAACGGAAUAUAAAUAGCCGGUGUCAUUGAAAUUGAAGUUAAAACAGUCACUGAAGUGCUCUCCCUUUUGAAGGUUGGUAAUAGAAAUCGAUCCAAAGAAGCAACUGAUGCAAACAAAGAAUCAUCUAGAUCUCAUGCUAUCCUACAAGUUCAAGUAGAAUGCAAAGACAAAGCUGCUGGAUUACAGGAAUAAAUCAUUUAAAGCAAAUUUAGUUUGGUAGAUCUGGCAGGUAGUGAACGAGCAGCCAAUACAAAUAAUAGAGGUUAAAGAAUGGUAGAGGGAGCAAACAUCAACAAAUCAUUGUUGGUCCUAGGCAAUUGUAUUCAAUCACUAUCAGAAGCUAAUGAAAAAGGAAUCAAAAAUCCAUUCAUACCAUUUAGAAAUUCUAAAUUAACCAGAUUGUUGAAAGAUUCCUUAGGUGGUAAUUGCAGAACCGUUAUGAUUUCCAAUGUAACUCCAUCUGUUAGUAGUUUUGAAGAAACCUACAAUACAUUAGUCUAUGCGAAUAGAGCCAAGAACAUUAAAACAGUUGCCAAUAGAAAUGUCUUAGUGGCCUAAAAUCAUAUUAGCAAUUAUGCACUGCUCAUUCAAAAUUUGCGACAGGAAAAUGAAGAACUAAAAUUAUUGAUACAAUAAUAAUAGUUUAAUUCCAUCACUCCUCAAAAAAGUAGCAAGUAAAUUUAUAAAGUAGGAUUGCCUUCCAUUAAUUAGAAAACUGUUCCUGUCCCCUAAUUAAAUUUGAAAUAAUAGGUCAAUGAAUUGGAAUCAAUUAUCAAUCAAAAUAUUUUUGAUAUCAUAGAAGCGAAAAAUAAAUUAUUUGAUAUGGAACAAUAGCAGAAUCAAUAUCAAUAGAAUAUUGGUUUCUUGUAAUAUCAAAAAGGUCGCUCUUAAGAUAAGUUCGAAUAAAUGAAAUUAUUGGAAAAAAUCGAUAAUGCUAAAACACAAAAAGCCAUACUCAAAUAGAGCGAAGAUGAUAUGAAAUAGCAGUUACUUGAAUAUGAUAUCAAAAAGGUCGAUAUAUAGAAGUCGGUUUAAUAAAUUCCAGAUUUAAAUCAUAAAACUUAUUUGCAAGGUAUCAUCAAGUAGGGUGAACUUAAAAUAGAAAAUGUUGAACUUCAAAUUUAGGAAAAAAGAAGGAGAUAUCAGGAAUCAGUAUAAGAUGAACAAGUAAGAUAAUUAAGAACUUAAAUUCAUUAACAACAAUAAACAAAACAUAUUUAAAGUGCAAAAUCUAAGUCCAGUUAAUAGAAUGGACCCAAAAAAGUUCCUAGUUUACCUGGAGUAGAUUCGCCUUAUUAUUCUAUAUCUGGAGGAUAAACUUAUGCUGUACAAAGGCAUUAAAAACAAAAAUCUCAUCUUAAAUUACCACCUGUUCUAUAGAUGGCUUAAUUGCAAAAAUCUCCUAAAACUUAAAAUUCAAGUUUAAACAGUAAGAAUUAUAAUCUAGUAGGUAAUCCUCUAAAAUAUCGAAUGGCUCAAAGAUACACAACUAGAUUGAACAGACCUCCCUCCUACCGUCCUCCUAGUUCCUCCAGAAAAUCUGCCCUUGGAAAAUAUGUUAACAGAUCAUUAGAUCUAGGAAGUGGAAGAGAAAGUGUAAAUAAAAGUUCAGGAGAUUUAUAAAAUUCUGUUAGUCUGAGGAAACUUAAAAAGCUUCAUUAAGAAUAUCAAUAAUAGAGAUUUGAGAGAGUCGUGAGUGGCAAAAAAAAUUAAAAAUCUAUGCCAUAUUUUGGUAAUAAGAUUCUUUUGCCAGGCAUGGUUCACAAAUCGCCUUAUGUUAAGAAUUUUUAAAACAAUCAAGAGCCUAUUGAAUUGAAAAAAGAGAGAUUGAAAAUGCUCAAUAUUAAUCUUAAAGCUUAAUAUGGCGAUAAAUUUUCGCUGCAAAAUUGA
This is a messenger RNA of Paramecium tetraurelia, 2457 nucleotides long. RefSeq lists its product as uncharacterized. The record is from RefSeq and is a predicted model, not a curated record. Gene Ontology annotation, molecular function: microtubule motor activity; ATP binding; microtubule binding. Gene Ontology annotation, biological process: microtubule-based movement. The transcript is spliced from 6 exons. NCBI's taxonomy places the organism in Eukaryota, Ciliophora, Oligohymenophorea, Peniculida, Parameciidae.